CAAAGCUGCAGCUGACUCAGAAUUCUCCAUUGUUGGCGUGACAAAUUCUGUAGCCUCCUCCAUUAUGCCUAAUAAUAAUAAUCAAGGUACACUUGAUGGCGGCGAAAAAGGUGGCUCUACCAUGGAACUAACGAGUUCUGAGAACUCACAUGACUCGAUGUCUGUCGAUGAUGCAAAAAUACAUACUCCUACUAAUAAGGGCACUGGUGCAAACAUAGACGUCCCCAACGUUGGCUGUAAGGCUGAGCCAAGCAGCAAGGAGAAUGCCGAAAGUACUGACGGCAAUAAAAUUGGCAAGUCCAACUCUUCCAAGUCUCCGUCAUCUACGUCGUCCUCUCAAACACCUCAACCACAGACCACCACCAACAACAAAAAGCGAACUCGUGCCACCCCCGAGCAACUCGCUAUUUUGGAAGAUACAUUCAAAACCAACACCUCACCGAACAGUAAAGUUCGAGAAGCGUUGGCCGAAAAAGUAAAUAUGUCUGAACGUUCCAUUCAGAUUUGGUUCCAGAAUCGUCGCGCCAAAAUGAAGGCCAUGCAAAAACGAGCUCAUCUGAUGAUCAAUCAAGACGCGAUGGGUCAUUUCAUGACCUGUAUGCCUAACUACGGACCUUAUCCUUUCCGUAUGCCGAUUCAUCCACAACGCAUUCCUCUUCCCAGGUCUUACAGCGCCAGUGAUCUCACUCCAACACUAAAUAACGUGGCUCUGGCCGGAAUGAGGCCUCAACCGAAUUCCGGUCUGGGCAUCACAGUACCUCAGGUUCCUCAAGGAUUCUGGCCCUCUGGUCCGUUAACCGCUCCAAUUACAUCCUUGGGAGGUGGCGAUUCGAGUCACCUGAUGAAUGGAUUCCCUUUUUCGGCCAAUCCUAUUGUCAACCCACAACAGCAAGCUCCAAGGUUUCCAAUUUCCCCCAACGCUA
Messenger RNA from Acaulospora morrowiae, 923 nucleotides. The record is from the annotation of a GenBank genome assembly. Lineage: Eukaryota; Fungi; Glomeromycota; Glomeromycetes; Diversisporales; Acaulosporaceae.